CACUUGAUUAAUUAUACUGAAUACACUUUGCUGUUAACUGCAGCAAUCAGUCUGCUCUUAUACAAAGUUUUAAUUGAUAUCAGAAUAUUAAUUCAGUGGAAACUUUCAGAAUUAGCUUUUUAAAGAAAGUGAAGAAAGGAUCACAAACAAAUAUUGCUGAAGUAACAACAGACUUUGGACUAACAGGAGAUACAGCAACAUUCAUACUAAACUGAAGUUAAACUUAGUUUAAUAAAAUUGUUCCAGAUUGCUUAUUUAGAAACAUCAGAGUUACAGUGAGAAAAUACUCCUGUCUACUCUACAACAAAGGUUAAGAAAUUAAAUUAAAGAAUUAGUGCAGAACAACUGUACCAGUAAAUACUGUUGGUGACAUCAGUAUUUCCGUACGGUGAAAAAUAGAUUUUAGAAAAUUAAUUGCAAUUACUUUAUAAAAGUGUAUCAUAUGCAUAUCUUAAUUUACAUCGAUUCAGCGAAAAUAAAAUGAAUGCAUAUUUACGUCAAAUAUGCAGCCAUCUGAUGCUAGCAACCUAGACAAGAGGAUUUAAUGCAUAAUAGGCUACUAGUGAACAGGUCAAUACACAAGUAAACGUGCUCAUUCGUAGGUCAAGUCAGUGAUGCACACUGGGAAGUGCAAUAUAUUCCAAAUCUCCAACAGGUUCUGCCCACCUUUUUGAGGGCUCCAGUUAGACUGGAUUAAAACCCAAACCUAAAUUUAAAUUGCAGGAUAAAAUAUUAUUAUAUUAUUAAUUUAUCAUAAUAAUAUGCUAUUAUCAAUCUAUUAGUCUAAUCUAUUUUAUUAUUAAUGAAGAUUUACCUAUGUUUCUCCUGAAAACACACACACACGCACACAUUACAUAUGCAUAGGCAUAUUACAUAUGCUUCAAGCAGUGUAAAUCUGAACAAGUUAUGAACUGCUAUCGAAUAAAUGAGAAAAAAUUACUGCUAAUAACAAUGAUUCAUACAUUUCAUGACUUUCAAACACAUCUACGAAAUAGUCCCUGUAUUGCAGGAAAUAAUGGUGGUAUCAUUGUUGGAGGUACUGCAAGCCACGCAAACUGCUCACCAACAGACCCGUCAAAUCUAUCCAGACAAAUUAAAAAGAUACAGGUGAAAAACAGAAGAGGAUUUUACCCUGAAUUCAAUUUCCACGUUAGAGAGUUGCGAAUGGUUUAUGGCAUUUCAAAAUACGUGUAUGUUAAUUAGCAGUAUGAUACAGCUAAAAUAAAGUGCUUUAAGUAUAUUUAGUUACUCAAUAUAUCAAGUGCUAUGUGAAAAGCGUCCGUCUAUUUUGGGUUCCAGACUGGAAACCAUUGUUUAUCUGAUUUGAAUUCACGUCUGGCAUGAUUUCCAAGUAUAAUCCGUGACUUCUCAUCUCCUUGCAAGCAAGUAGAAUUCAGAAAUAGGUUUAUUUGUAUUCUCUCUCCGCCGUGCCCUGAGGGGAUAUAGGUCUACAUAUUUUUUAAUGCAGUCGUUUGUUUCUUUUUGUGUUUAUUCUUGGUUGGUUGUUUAUAUUUUUUUAUCAAUGUCCAAAUUCUAUAUUUUGUUCUUUGACAGCGGUUAAAAAGUUUUUAAAAGCCGUAUCUCUCGCCGUACAUUUUCUUUUAUAUUCACAAAUCUUUAAGCUGAGGUAAACAAAUUGGGCUGUGUGUUUACUGCGUAUGACAUUAUUAGAACUGCACAAGUACUUUGCACAAAACUGUAUUCCAAGUGAAAACUGUUGAUGACUACUAUUUUCCUUAGUCUCUUUGCGAUUUUAUUGGUUCGCUAGGGAUUUAGUAAUAAUAUGCAUAAACAUUGUAAAACAGAAUCAUUCUUGGGACACAGCUCAGCAAAUACAAGGAAUAAUACGAUUAGCAUGCGUUAGACAGUAGACCUAUAUUUGGCUAGACGUCUGAUUUGUGUCGGCCUGUCAUCGGCUCUUCCUGUCCACGCUGUCUGACAUCUCAGGAAAAUUUGCCCUCCCAAUACACAAAGUCACAGAUUAGCCAACCCGAAGCCACUGGCUUCUCUAGUGUUUAAGUGACAAAAAAGGCAAGGCUACUUCGGCAAGAAAAAAAAACAGAUAAUCACCCCCUUGUGAAAAAUACCCCUUCCAAUCCACAUCCCCAGUGCGCGCUUCAGUUGAUUGUGUUUGUGUAAUAAUGUAGUUCUCGAAGCGCAGUGUGUUUAAAGUUUUGCAUAAAGUUCAUUAUUUUCAUAUCAGAUGGAAAAAUCUCAUGUCCCUUUCCAUCUAAACUGACCUAUUACAGUUUCAGUAACAGCAGACAUGUUGGUUAUGAAAGGCUAUACAUUAACCUACCACUGUUGAACAUAUCGUGUCUUGGAAAGCCUAAAAUGCACUUGAAAUUAAUUUGAUAAAAUCGUAAGAACUGUAAUUCAACAUUUGCUAAUGUUGCCUAUAGACAUGAAAUGACGAAUAAUUUCUCUAUAAACAGCGCAGCAAUUGUGAAGCUUAUAAUAGUACUUAUAUUAGGUAGACCUGCAAAGGGUUCUUUUUCACUGUUAGAACAGCACGCUUUAGAUAUGCAAAUGUUUUAAUACAAGCCAUCCUUUGAUGACGAUUAUAGGAAGGUUAAUUGCUUUUAAAACCUCAUUGUAGUUUGUUGACUUAAGUCCACACGUUUUCAAAAUAAAGUGUAUUUUAUUCAUUUUUCUGAACCACAAGUAUAUGUUUUCCAUGAAAUAAUAACGUUCUUGUCUUCAGGAAGGGGGCUGAGCUUCCAAGGGUGACACUCUUGACAUUAGUCCCUAAUUGGAAUGUGACUUUGAAGUCCAGCCCUUUCGUCUGAAGUGCGACGCCACCCCUUUCUGCAAGUGAGAACGGCUUUCUUUGGGUGUCAGGGGUUGACUGUAUAGCCUAUAUAAAGACAACCUGGGAUCAAGAUCAUACCAUUACGCUGAGAGCAACGGACAUCAUUCCCACCUGGCAAACAUUGUUUUCCUCUGCAACUGGCAGUGUAAGAUUUGUUCGGUCUUCAGGGAUGGGUGUUUUCGCGAUUUGGGCGCUGUGCGCCGUCCUUUUCUCCACUGCGCGAUGCUUCAGUCAUGAGGAUAUGAAAGAAGCCCUACUACAGAAACUGGACCUAAAUGAGCUUCCCAAAAUUCACAAGAGGGACUUGGAGAACCUUGUCAUCCCGGCGCACAUCAAGAAUAAAUACCUCUCCAUGCUGAGGCUGCACAACAAGCGGCGGCGCAGGUCUCUGCCCAGUUUGGCCGGCAUUCUGAGGGGGAUCCCUGGAAAUGCAGACAUAUCCGGGGAGGUCAUGUACUCUGACACGACAAGGCAGCGACUGGUCUUUGACAUGGAGGCUAGGAUUCCAGACAACAGUGAGGUCACCAUGGCAGAGCUAAAACUCUUCAAGAAGGCUCCAAGAAAACUACCCGUACCCGAGAAGAGGAAACACCGACCUGCCAACAAUGCCCGAGUCAGUAUUUAUUGGGUGGAGGUCUUGGAAAACGGUUCCAACCGGACAUCUCUUGUGGACUCAAGGUUAGUGCCCAUUAUUGAGACCGGUUGGAAGAGCUUUGACGUGUCACAGGCGAUUCACUACUGGUCCAAAACCCAGCGCAAGACCCCAUUGUAUCUGGAGGUUUGGAUCGAAGGCGAGAGACCGGGAAGUUACGCGGCCGAGAUGGCCAAGUGCGUACACUUUGCAACUCAAGACCCCGCGGACAAGACCCUGGGGAAACCAGAACUCGUGUUGUACACACUAAACCUCGAAGAAUAUGGUUCCCGGGGCGACUGUGAACCGAAUAAAGCCAACGACGUGUGCUGCAGAGAAGAGUACUUCAUUAACUUCCGAGAGCUCACCUGGACCCAGUACUGGAUCAUUGAGCCAGCGGGUUAUCAGGCAUUCCGGUGCGCGGGGGGCUGCAAGCAACCAAAGCGUAACUACAGCUAUGGGGAGCGGACCUGCGCGGUGGUGGAGAGCGCGCCUCUGCCAAUGAUGUACCUGGUGAAAAGAGGAGACUACACUGAGAUUGAAGUGGCCGAAUUCCCCAACAUGAUUGUUGAGAAAUGCGGAUGCACAAUGGACAAUAUAUCGAUUGUAUGACAUGCAUGAUCUGUGGCUUUGGAACACAAACGCAUGCAGAACGAAAGUACUUUUAAACUUGUCACGACUGUGACACUGCCACAAAGCGGGACGAGUUUGCAUCGCGUGCCAAUACCACCUCCUGUACAUAGCGCACGUUGCAAAGAAGCACUUAUUUGUAAAUAGCCUACAGUAAUUUAUAUUUGUAGCCUCUAUUUUUUGCAUUCAUGCCCGAGUUCACAGGCAACGCCAGAAUGAAAUGUAAAUGCUUGUAUUUAGAGUGUAUUUUGGUUUGUAUAUGAAUAGCAUAUUUUCUAAUGUUGACGUUUGCGAAUAAAUUAAUUUACCAUUA
This is a messenger RNA of Anguilla rostrata (American eel), 4386 nucleotides long. RefSeq names its product left-right determination factor 2-like. The coding region runs from base 2982 to 4055 and encodes 357 amino acids. Gene Ontology annotation, molecular function: growth factor activity; transforming growth factor beta receptor binding; cytokine activity. Lineage: Eukaryota; Metazoa; Chordata; Actinopteri; Anguilliformes; Anguillidae. Gene Ontology annotation, biological process: anterior/posterior axis specification. The record is from RefSeq and is a predicted model, not a curated record. Gene Ontology annotation, cellular component: extracellular region. The transcript is spliced from 4 exons.